Drosophila albomicans is the source of this 614-nucleotide messenger RNA. RefSeq lists its product as uncharacterized. The record is from RefSeq and is a predicted model, not a curated record. Lineage: Eukaryota; Metazoa; Arthropoda; Insecta; Diptera; Drosophilidae. The transcript is spliced from 2 exons. Bases 30 to 614 code for a protein of 194 amino acids.
UCUUUCGUCAACAACUGGUACAUCUUCUAAUGAUACAACCAAAGAAGAGUCUACUUCUGAAACCGUCUUGUCUUCUGAUGACUAUUAUUACGACGAAUCUACUGAAGCUUCAUUGUCAACAACUGGUACAUCUUCUGAUGAAGAUUCAAGCAAUGCCACAACUCUUUCGUCAACAACUGGUACAUCUUCUAAUGAUACAACCAAAGAAGAGUCUACUUCUGAAACCGUCUUGUCUUCCGAUGACUAUUAUUACGACGAAUCUACUGAAGCUUCAUUGUCAACAACUGGUACAUCUUCUGAUGAAGAUUCAAGCAAUGCCACAACUCUUUCGUCAACAACUGGUACAUCUUCUAAUGAUACAACCAAAGAAGAGUCUACUUUUGAAACCGUCUCGUCUUCUGAUGACUAUUAUUACGACGAAUCUACUGAAGCUUCAUUGUCAACAACUGUUGCAUCAUCCGAUGAAGAUUCAAGCAAUGCACAACUCUUUCGUCAACAACUGGUACAUCUUCUCUAAUGAUACAACCAAAGAAGAGUCUACUUCUGAGCACUCUUUGUCUUCCGAUGACUAUUUGCGACGACAUCUACUGAAGCUUCAUUGUCAACAACUGUAA